Phascolarctos cinereus (koala) is the source of this 1210-nucleotide messenger RNA. It is a transcript of the gene POLR3GL, whose product is annotated as RNA polymerase III subunit GL. Gene Ontology annotation, cellular component: RNA polymerase III complex. Gene Ontology annotation, biological process: transcription by RNA polymerase III. The record is from RefSeq and is a predicted model, not a curated record. Lineage: Eukaryota; Metazoa; Chordata; Mammalia; Diprotodontia; Phascolarctidae.
GCUCCGCGGCACCCGGCCCGCUGCUCUGUCUGUUUCACCCCUGGCCCGCUCGCAAGCUCCGGGACAGAGGGAGGGCCGAAGCAACCACGGGCUUCUUCCAUCUGAUCUCUAUACAGCCAGCCCCCCCCUACGAUGGCCAGCCGGGGUGGGGGCCGGGGUCGGGGCCGGGGUCGAGGUCAGCUGACCUUCAACAUGGAGGCUGUGGGCAUUGGGAAGGGGGAUGCUCUGCCUCCUCCUACCCUCAAGCCCUCCCCACUCUUCCCUCCCCUGGAAUUCCGUCCAGUGCCACUACCCUCUGGAGAAGAAGGUGAGUAUGUUCUUGCACUGAAACAGGAGCUUCGGGGGGCCAUGAGGCAGCUUCCCUACUUCAUUCGUCCAGCUGCACCUAAGAGAGAUGUGGAGCGUUAUUCAGACAAAUAUCAGAUGUCAGGGCCAAUUGACAGUGCGAUCGAUUGGAACCCUGAUUGGAGGCGUCUUCCCAGAGAGCUCAAGAUACGAGUUCGAAAACUACAGAAGGAACGGACAACCAUCCUGAUCCCCAAGAGGGCCCCUAAGACCCCAGCAGAGAAAGAAGAAACCAUUCAAAAACUGGAGACCUUAGAGAAGAAGGAAGAAGAAGUGACUUCAGAAGAGGAAGAGGAGAAAGAAGAAGAGGAGGAGAAGGAAGAUGAAGAGGAGGAGGAGUAUGAUGAAGAAGAGUAUGAGGAGGAGACAGAUUACAUCAUGUCAUAUUUUGACAAUGGAGAAGACUUUGGGGGUGACAGUGAUGAUAACAUGGAUGAAGCAAUUUACUGAGGAAGAACCUUGGAUAACCCCCAUUGCUCCAACCUUCUCAGCUCUAGGGAUUGGGAGACUGUUGUAGCCAUCUGUGAUUAUGGGCACACCAUCCUUCUAAACCCAGCCAGAGAUAGGACAUUGCCUCCUUGAGGGGAGGAGCAGGGGCCUAGUGGCUAUGGAUAGCUCUCCUCCCCCAAUUAUGGUGGCUGGACCUUACCUCUGUUGCUUUGGAGAAGAGGUAAAGGACUGAAUUUUUUUUUAUUGUUUUAUACCUUGAGGGGAAGAAUCUGUACAAGUUACAACUGCCCCCCUUUCCCCUGCCUACCUGUUCCCACCCUAUAUAAUUUUCUCUUUUUUGGAGAAAAUUGGCGCUUGGGAAAAAGUAGGGAUGAGGCCAGUUUUAUGGUUUUUAAAUAAAGUUUUGUUCUCUAUA